Messenger RNA from Caenorhabditis sp. 36 PRJEB53466, 3418 nucleotides. The record is from the annotation of a GenBank genome assembly. NCBI's taxonomy places the organism in Eukaryota, Metazoa, Nematoda, Chromadorea, Rhabditida, Rhabditidae.
AUGGACCACCAACUGCACCAAUCGCGUAAUCUGUCCGUCAAUCAGACACUCGACGAGAUCCUGGGAAUUCAUCGGAAGACGGACCCGUCCGGAUCGAACGGCACCGAGAAAAACUCGGUGAACUCGGCGAUGCGACCGCCGACGCGCCACGGAAGGGAGUCUGCGGGCAGCAACGAGGAGAACAAGGUACAAGAGAGGAAAUCUGGCACUUUAUGAGCAUGUUGAAACCGAGUUUUUGUUCGAAAACCGUAAAAAACGGCCAGAAAAUGGGAAACGUAUGCAUAAAGAGGUACAAUUUGGUUGAAGGUUGUAUUUUAAGUAAUCGACCUUAUAAAAUCCGAUUAUUUUCCUUGAACAACUUUCCACAACAUCAACUAAAGCCUCUAUUUCUAAAAACAACGACUUGAAAGCGUAAAAAUUCGUUGCAGGACCCGAUAACCACCGAAACGUCUUCUGAAAACGGAAACGGACACCAUUUCGCCCCUCCUUCCGUUCCAACCGAAAAACGAAGACAUUCGGACGAUGAUUUCAUCAAGAAACUGUAAUUUUUCGACAAAAAAGACCUUCCGCCUUCGAGGAACAGGCGAAAGCGAACUGUUUCACGAGAAGACGAAGGCUGAAAGGGAAGGCGGAGGGAGUGAGGUAGAGAGGCACGUUCCCUGUGUCUUGAGGCAUUCUUCAUCCCGUUACCGUACUAUCUCAAAGUCUCACAUUGUCAAAAUUCAAAAAAGGCAUUGUGAACUCAGCAAUAAGGAUUAUUAUAGCACCUAUUGGAUAGUCUCUUCUUGUGUCGCAACAGUACUUGACUAGCGAUAAAGUUUUAGUCUUUGUAGUCUUCCUUAUAGCAAGAAAUGUGUUCCUAGAUGAAUCCAUUUUACCUCACGCCUUCCGCCUUCACUUUCAUGCCAUUCCAGUCAAAAACACAUAUUCAGAAACGAAAUCCGUCGUCGUUCGCUCAUUUCCACAAUGGACAUUGUUCCGGAGACUGCCAAUAAUUCCACCGUUCAAAAUCUGGAGCUUCAUUCGGAUGACUCGUCGAAAAGGUUAGUUUGAACCAGAAAAUCACUAGAGAAUACUUUGUUGAAGAGAGCCCCGUCCACGUCUCGCAAUCCACGUGGAAGAGGCGGAUGAGACGAUUCCAACUGUCGCCUUUUCUGCAAAUCUGCGCCAGAAUUCGAUCGGAACGAACGAAGAACAGAGUCUGACUUUCCGUGUCGACGAGAAAACGGAACAGAAGGCGGCCAGAAAAGGGCCGGUUUCAAAGAGACCGGAGAGCGGGAUUUCGACGAAAAAAGAGGAGAAUCUGAUGGUGCAGAGGUCCUUUUUGUGAGUUUACGUGCUUUCAGAUGGCUUCACUAGCGAACUCCUUUGGUAUAAAAUAGGGGAAUCUUACUAUCAAAUUAAUAAUGUUUCCUCCGGUUGCGCGCCGCAACGCGACCGCUUUGCAGCUGAAAAGACCACGCCCCUUUCUGCAAGUGCCGCACAUGCCGCAUCAAUAAAUUAUUUUUUUUGGAAAAUACACAAAUUAAAGCUACUCCCUGACGGAAAUGAAUUGCUUUCGAGUGUUUUUAAAGAAUUAUCUUUGCAAAUAGAUAGAUUUAAACGAGAUUCUGAACUUUAAUUUGUGUAUUUUCCAAGAAAAAUAAUUUAUUGAUGCGGCAUGUGCGGCACUUGCAGAAAGGGGCGUGGUCUUUUCAGCUGCAAAGCGGUCGUGUUGCGGCGGGCAACCGGAGAAAACAUUAUUAAUUUGAUAGGAAUAUUCGGCUAUAUGUCUCUGGGAACUUUUAGAAAAUUCGUCAAACUUUUGCAUUUUUUUAAUGCUUCACAACCAUUACGUCUCGCAACUGUUACGGCACAUCAAUGUUUUCCUGAUCUCAAUGCGCUCUAACGUUUUCUCUUCCCAAAAUAAAGUACAUACAUCUAUCACUAUUUUUGUGAGCAUUUUGAUGGGUUUCUAUGCCUUUGAGAUCAGCUAUUAAAUCUAGAACUUUGAGGGUUUCUAUACACUUUUACCGGUUGCGAAACGUGAAAAAUAGCCAUGUAUUUUCCAUUUUUCAGCAAUUCAACAAAGAGCGCGGACGCGCAUCACAAAGAGUGGCUGCUCAAAAAGGAAAAAGAGAUGAAAAUGCGGAGAAUGAAGGAAAAAGAGGAGGAGGAACGCAAAAAGCAGCAAGAGGUACAAUGAAAACACGUGUUCAUAAAUGCGCUUGCUUACCACAUCUUGCAGAAAGAUCGUCGUGAAAACUCGGCGAAACUCUAUCAGAGAUGGGUUCAGGAACACGAUGAAAAGAUGAGAAAAUUCAAGGAAAUGAAGAAGUCGAGCGAAAGAGAGCGGCAAGAAAAGGCGAAAACGGAAAAGACGGAGAAGAAGAAGGAGGCGGAGAAGGUACACUUUUUUGAGUGUUUGAAUAACAAAGUCUGUCUUUAGAAUUACGAGAUUUGGAGAAGACAAAGAUCGAAAUCGGUGACGGAAAUCCGACGGAAAAACGAGGAAGAUGCGGAGAAAAAGCGGAAGGCGGAAGAGGAAGAAAGAGCGGAAAAGAGGAAAGAGGCACAGUCGGCCUUCCUUGCCUGGUCAGUUUUAUCCAUACUUUUAUCGAUAAAGUAUCCAUACUUUUAUCGAUAAAAUAUCCAUACUUUUAUCGAUAAAGUAUCCAUACUUUUAUCGAUAAAGUAUCCAGAAUUUUGUCGAUAAAGUAUCCAGAAUUUUAUCGAUAAAGUAUCCAGAAUUUCAUCGAUAAAGUAUCCAGAAUUUUAUCGAUAAAAUAUCCAGAAUUUUAUCGAUAAAGUAUCCAGAAUUUUAUCGAUAAAGUAUCCCAAAUUUUAUCGAUACAGUAUCCAGAAUUUCAUCGAUAAAGUAUCCAGAAUUUUAUCGAUACAGUAUCCAGAAUUUUUGGUUGUAACUAAGCUUACUGUACCUUUGUUUUUCAGGAAACGCCAAAAAGAAGAGUUUCUCAGCUCGGAGGCGCGUAAAUUGCGAAAAGAAGAACGCGAGAAACAGGAGACGGAGGAGAGAUUAUCGAAAGAUUUUCGGUUCAUGUGCGCCACAGAGGCCUACGAGACUUGGAUCGAGAUGAAGGAAAAGGAGCGCGAGAUGCUCGCCGAUUUGGUGCUGAUCGAAGCUCCGCCCAUUCCGUGGAUCCCUCCGAGCAACCUCGUUCCGAGACACUUUGUCCGUCGCUCGGCACGUGGACAGCGGUGAGUGCACUGUAGCGUCACAGUGUUUUCAGAUUCAAAAACCUGUCGAAUGCUUGAACGGUUUAAAUUGUCAGUAGAGAUUCAGACGCUGUGUACUUUCAUUAUUUCACAAACAAAAAUGUUUUGCAGCCCAAAACCGCGGUCCCAGUCGGCCAAAUCGAUCGGAAAUCGUACUCGUGGCCGCCCGUCGACCACCAAUUCCCUUCGUCCUUUCCGCUAA